Messenger RNA from Arabidopsis arenosa, 1550 nucleotides. Lineage: Eukaryota; Viridiplantae; Streptophyta; Magnoliopsida; Brassicales; Brassicaceae. The record is from the annotation of a GenBank genome assembly.
AUCACCUCCAUUGAUUCCGCUGCUGCAAUCUGGUGAGUUUUGUUAAUCUCUUUCCUCGUUCGUCAUUGUCUGCAUUAGCUGAUCAUUGUCAACAUAAAACCAAUCAAAACAAAGUUUCUUCUAUGAGUUCCGGUCUGAACGAAGAUUUCCUCGAUUGUAUCGUGCGUUUAGAGGAGACACACAUUCAACAAGGCUUCGAUGAGGGUUACGAAGAAGGUCUCGUGUCGGGUCGUGAAGACGCUCGUCAUCUGGGUUUGAAACUCGGGUUCGAAACAGGCGAGCUUAUUGGAUUCUACAGAGGAUGCUCUGCUCUUUGGAAUUCAGCUCUCCGUAUUGAUCCCACUCGCUUCUCUCCUCUGCUCCAUAAGCAUCUCAAUGAUUUCCAUGUCUUGCUCGAUAAAUUCCCGCUUUUGGACCCCGAGGACGAGGCUAAAGACGGGAUUAAGGAUGAUCUCAGACUCAAAUUCAGCAUCAUUUGUGCAUCUCUCAGCAUUUCCAAGAAACAAUUGGAGUGGUCGGAGGAGAUGUUGAGAGAAAUGCUUGGUUGUUGCAAGGUUUACAUAUCUGAAGCGCGGAAUAAGACCGCCCUGGAAGCUAUUGAGAGAGCUGUAAAGGCUUUUCCACCAGCUGCAAUCGUCAAUAAGUUCGAGGAUGCUGCUUAUGGUAGGGUUGGUUACACUGUUGUAUCCUCGCUUGCUAACGGGUCAUCUUCUUCCUUGAAGAAUGCGGUGUUUUCUAUGGUUAAGACUGCUCUCGACACUAUCAAUCUUGAGUUGCACUGUGGAUCCCAUCCUCGGCUUGGAGUGGUCGACCACAUAUGCUUUCACCCCUUGUCUCAAACCUCUAUAGAACAAGUUUCUUCCGUUGCCAAUUCCGUAGCCAUGGAUAUCGGCUCCAUUCUUCGAGUUCCUACAUAUCUCUAUGGAGCAGCAGAAAAGGAGCAGUGCACGCUGGAUUCGAUCAGAAGGAAGCUGGGGUACUUCAAGGCGAACAGGGAGGGACAUGAAUGGGGAGGUGGGUUAGAGCUGGAGACGGUGCCGGUGAAGCCAGACGCAGGGCCACAAGAGGUGAACAAAGCCAAAGGGGUUGUAGCAGUUGGGGCGUGUGGGUGGGUGAGUAACUAUAACGUGCCAGUAAUGACAAACGAUCUCAAGGCAGUGAGGAAAAUGGCGAGGAAGGCGAGCGAGAGAGGAGGGGGCUUGGCUUCAGUGCAGACAAUGGCGCUGGUACACGGGGAAGGAGUCAUAGAGGUUGCCUGUAACUUGUUGAAUCCAAGCCAAGUGGGAGGAGAUGAAGUUCACGGACUGAUCGAGAGGCUUGGCAGAGAGGAAGGUCUGCUUGUGGGAAAAGGGUAUUACACGGAUUAUACACCCGACCAGAUCGUUCAAAGAUAUAUGGACUUGCUCAGUAAUUCAUAAAUUUCAAAGUAAAAAUUAAAAACAGUACGAUGUUGUCAUUCUUAUAACGUAUUAUUACCGACAUCAAUCAUUUAUCUUCCUUUUGUGUUUAGAUAUGUUAUACAUUGCUUUGAAUAAAUAUUGAAAUUAGCA